GGACCAACCUCGGCCACAACAGAUAACCUCCGGCACGAGGCUGCGAAUUUUUGAAGGCUGCGAGGUGCGAAGAGAUCGAUACGGAGUGUUGCGGAUUUCGGCCACCGCUGCUGCUGCGCUGAGUCUGUGGAUUUGGAAUUUUAGUAGCGAUUUGCAGGAGAGCGGUGGUGCAGGUUGCGGGUGGAAGAGUAUUGGGAAACGAUGAAUGCCACACAGGCCAUUGCUAGCGGCGGGAGCACGACUCUGCCAUCCCUGUCGCUCUGCCAAUCUUCACCGCGUAAGCAUUCGCGAAAUCUCGCCGUUCGAGUUUCAGGGAAAUGGGGUGCCAGGAAUGAGUGCCAGGGUGUGCGCGUGGCGCGAGAGACGAAGAGGAGGAUGGAGGUGUCGGCAGAAGCGGGAUUUCGAGGUGGAAGCUCGGAGGAGCUUAGUGAUGAGGGGGAGAGGAGGGACUCGGCGGUUUCAGCUGAAGCUGACAGUAGCCCCGCGCUGCCCUUUGCGCUGUACAGUGUGGCCCCGCUGAUGAUUUUGGCUGAUGCCAGUACAGGGUAUUCUCAAGCAAGUUACAAUACCACGCUGGGCCUCUUUCUGUUGUCGUUGCCGGGCGUGUGGUCGCUGGUCAAGCGUGCCACAAAAUCUAAGAUCGUGAAGAAAACUUUUAAUGUGCCAGGUCCCGCAGCGGGAGGGAAAUCCCCAAAGCAGAUAGCAGCAGAGAUAACAUCCUUCUUCACCCGAAAUAAUUUCACGGUGAAGGACCGUAGCGAAGUUGUCGUGUUUGAAGGAGUUAUGACUGCUAGUAGAGGGCAGGCAGCUUUCCUAACUUUCUGCACAUUCGUAAGUUUAGGCAGCGCCGGUCUAGUCCUCUCGAUCGCUAAUCAAGACAUAGGGCAAAAUGCGUAUUAUAUCACUUUGCUCAGUCCUCUGGCAGGCGUAUACUAUUGGAGGAAGGCAACAAGGACUGAGCAGAUUCAAGUGAAGAUCGUAGUAGCAGAUGACGAAACUUCAAGUGAAGUUGUCGUUCAGGGAGAUGAUGAGCAAAUUGAUCGCAUGCGCAGAGAAUUGGAGCUUAUGGAGAAAGGAAUGGUUUAUGUGAAGGGAAUUCUUGAGCAAUGAUAACUGAUCUUGAAGGUGUCUUUUCCUUUGUAGAAAAUGUUGACACAGUUUUGGCGGAGCAUUUUAUUCCAGAUUUGUGUUUCUUUCGAGUCCGUUGUGCUCACAGCAAGAGAGGCUAUUGCUAGCGAGAUUGUAUUGGAUUUAUUAAAAUGUAAUUUUCUAUAUCUUUCCAAUUCAGUUUUCUUUUCUAUUAUAUUUUAACUGGUUGGUUAGAGGUCAUCAAAGUGACCGAUGGAGAUCAGACAGAAUAUAAAUGUCGCACUUGUUUUUAUUAUGCAUACCAGGGUUAUAUGAUCUAAAUGAGGUUUUAACCUGUGAAAUCCCUGACCUCAGUUGAAAAUAAAAUUUCAGGAUAUCAUCCUAGACUCGCUA
Messenger RNA from Physcomitrium patens, 1482 nucleotides. RefSeq names its product protein COFACTOR ASSEMBLY OF COMPLEX C SUBUNIT B CCB1, chloroplastic. The record is from RefSeq and is a predicted model, not a curated record. NCBI's taxonomy places the organism in Eukaryota, Viridiplantae, Streptophyta, Bryopsida, Funariales, Funariaceae.